Molecule: messenger RNA, 1666 nt
Organism: Oxyura jamaicensis (ruddy duck)
Lineage: Eukaryota; Metazoa; Chordata; Aves; Anseriformes; Anatidae
Product: serine/arginine repetitive matrix protein 3-like
Exons: 5
Coding region: 1-870 (289 amino acids)
Source: RefSeq, a predicted model, not a curated record
AUGGCAAAGCUGUUUCUGCACAUGCUGUCGAAGCAGCGUGUGACCGUGCACAUAGAGGCUGUCUCAAACCCCCGGGAGGGGGGCACCUCCCCGAGCCCCCCACCCCCAAUUUCUGCAGGGCACACCGCAGGGGGCGAUGCCUCCGGCAGCCGCAACCGGGCUCGGAACCGGGAGCGGGGCCGGGGGCUGCGGGCACCGGGGGCGCUCCCCCCCACCACCACCACCCCCGCGCCGCCCCUGCGGAGCCGCCGGCGGGCGGUGCCCGGCGCAGCCUGGCCGUGCUCUGCCGCCUCCCCCGGUGCCACCGAGCCCAAACUUUGCCGGGAGCCCCCCACCCCUCACACACAAAGCCCCGGUGGCAGCCCCCCCGGCUCACCUGAGCUCCGGGCGGCGGAGAGGGGCCGCGGCCGCCCCGGGGCUCCCCGAGCCCAUCCGGGGGAGCUGGGGAGAGAGGAGCAGCAGCGGCAGCGGCAGAGCUUGCGGGCUCCUCUUGCAUCUCCCAGGCACUGCAGAGGCUGCACGUCCUUUGGGAGGAGGAGCAGGGACAAAACAUGGCUGGAAAACAGCAAAAGCAGGACCCACACAAUCUGUCCCCCCUCCCAGAGCCGUGCGGGCAGUGGUCUGCAGCUUCUAGAACCCACGCUGAGCACAGCAGAGCUCCCACUGCACGCGUUCCCCCGUCCUUUCUCACGUCCUGCUCCGAAGCUGGGAGGACUGGCUUCCAGGACAGAGGAGCGGAGCUGCUCAGCUGCUCCGUCCAAGGCAGAGCCGGGGUCAGGAGCCUGUGCCAGAGCAUGGAAGAUGUUUCCAGGGAAAUCAGACACGGUGGUGUCAACAGGGACUGCAGGAGCUCAUCCUCCAUCGGGGUAGGGUUUGGAUGCUCAGAGCAGACCCACACAGCAACCGACAGGGACAAAAAUAAACGCCUGCCAUUUGGAGGAGAAACCAUCCCACACACGGAGGGUGAGGUGGGCUUGGCAGGGAAACACAAGCACCACCUGCUGCUGCAAACGCUUGGCACGUGUCCCCAAGGAGAUCUAAGCAUGUGCCGAAGAGCUUCUCUUGUCCAAGCAGUUAUUGCACAGUUAUUGCAGUUAUUGCACGGUUAUUGCAGUUAUUGCACGGAUAUUGCAAUUAUUGCAUGGUUGUUGCAAUUAUUGCAUGGUUAUUGCAGUUAUUGCACAAUUAUUGCAAUUAUUGCAUGGUUAUUGCAGUUAUUGCACAGUUACUGCAGUUGUUGCACAGUUACAGACCUCCCUACAACCAGAGCUCAUCAGGCAGUUUUAAUCCAGCAUUGCAUCCUUUCCAGAAGAAAUCAGUUCCGUGAGAAAGCUGGUGGUGUGUUUUUUUUUUUUUUUUUCAAAAUCAUGCGAUAUUUUCAAUAUAUUUUAAGAAAGCGGUUUCAUUAAGUUUUUGCUGCAUUUGCCUUUUAAAAAUUGUGGGGUUUGUGCUGUUAUUCUCUUUUGAAAUAUAUGUAAAUCCCAUCAAACAGCUUCAGUUAGCUUCCAAUUGGUAGCAGCGCAGCAGCAGAGUGAAAGUGAAUGAAAUUGAAAGCAUGUAAGGGAACCACAAGAUUUAGAUCAAGGAUAAUGAUAGAAGUAACUUACUGACCUAUUAACCUGUAGCCGUUUCUCCAUUAAAAGUUGUUUGAGAACCAGCAGUACAA